Dentiscutata erythropus is the source of this 156-nucleotide messenger RNA. NCBI's taxonomy places the organism in Eukaryota, Fungi, Glomeromycota, Glomeromycetes, Diversisporales, Gigasporaceae. The record is from the annotation of a GenBank genome assembly.
AUGUGGCGGAGCUUCUUUUGCGCUUUAGUAGCUACUGUCGUAUUACAGGGAAUGAAUCCUUUUCGAACAGGAAAACUUGUAAUGUUUCAAGUUACUUAUGAUAGAGAAUGGCACUUUUUUGAAAUAAUAUUUUUCUGUAUAUUGGGAGUAUUCGGC